Messenger RNA from Belonocnema kinseyi, 1884 nucleotides. RefSeq names its product probable kinetochore protein nuf2. The coding region runs from base 282 to 1601 and encodes 439 amino acids. Lineage: Eukaryota; Metazoa; Arthropoda; Insecta; Hymenoptera; Cynipidae. The transcript has 8 exons. Gene Ontology annotation, cellular component: Ndc80 complex; kinetochore. The record is from RefSeq and is a predicted model, not a curated record.
AAAAAGCACUUUUUUUGAAGACACGUAAUUUGCUCGAAUUUAUUAACGUGAGUGUGAGCAAUCGUGGUUCGUAAAUAAAGAUAGUGAUAAAAUCGGUAAAAUCAGUUACAAACAAGUCGAAAGAACGAAGAAGUCGGAAAAUCUUCUUGAGAUGAUUAUCAAUUGGUUUAUAGUUUCUUGUCUUUUUGCGUCGGUAUCCCGUUAUCGUCGUAUAAUAUAUUAGUUAGACUUGUUUCUUACCGAAUUUCUUUAAGUCAACAUUUUUUUAAAACUCAAAAAUAAUGGCCGAAAAGCAAUCAAGCAAGCAGGAUGGAGCAGAUUUCAAUAUUUUCUCAGCAGUCGGACUUCCUGUAACAGAGAGAGAUCUUGCUAAGCCAAGCAAGGAUUUCGUGAUUAUUCUUAUAGCAGUGUUUUUUAAUAAAUUUCACAUCGAUGGAAAUAUAAUUAAACAGCCACUAGAAAAACAGAUUAAAACCUUAAAUUAUCAAGAUAUAGAACUUUACGAAGAAGUGAUAAAAAUAACGAAUAUGCACGUUGCUAUGUCUGGAAUCUACGAAAAAAUAUAUGUGAAAGAUUUCCAAUUCAUCGACAUUACAAGUCCAAGUCCAAAAAAAACUAUGAAAAUGCUCAACUUGCUGGCUAAUUUUGUUUUGUAUUAUAAUAAUAAAUUACCGGAAAUUGAAUACAAUUUAAAUAAUAUAAUAGAUCGACGAGAAGCAACAGAUAAAGCAAUUCAAGAAAAGAAUGCCGCUUUAGAUGCAUUGGUUAGAAGUAAAUCUUACCGAGAAAAUCAAUCGGAUUACAAUGAAAAGUUGCGAAAGAAAAUAGAAGCUGCACGAAAAAGAACAGAGAAACUGACAGCCAAAAUGGAUGAAAAAAGGAAAGAAGUGAGACUCAUUGAAAAGGAGAAACAGAUACUUGUUCAAGUUUAUGGAGAUAAGAAAUCAGAAGCUUUGGAGGUAACUCGCCAUACUGCUGAAGUACAAGCUCAAGUGGUGGAAUCGCCAGAAGGGCUAAUCGUACAAUUACAAGAACUCGAGAAACAAAAAGAAUUUAAAAUAGCCGAGAGUGAACUAAAAUAUGAUUCAAUUAAAGAAAAGAAAAAGCUUAUUGAACUUAAAGAAGAUAUUCAGGCAUUCGUUCAAAAGGCGAGAGAAGAAAUGACUAAACUAAAAGAAUUACAGCAUGAAAAAAGGAACUUGGCAAGGCAAUUAGAAAAUCUUAAUAAAGAGCAAGAGGAUAUUCGAAAUACUAUUCAUGAGUUAAAGAAGGAACGAGAAAUUCAAAAAAAUCACUCUAGUGACUUAGAAAUCGACGAACUGAACCUUGAAAUAGAAAAACGCCUUUCGCCUAUGCGCAAUAAAUAUGUGCAGUUGUUCCAAGAAAGACAAGAAUUAGACGUACAAUUCAAAGAAGAUCUAGAAAAACAACGUGGAGUAGACUCGCAGAUAAAUUGUGUAUACACAAGUAUAAAGGUGUUAGAAAAAGAAACAUCCAUUUUCCUAAAACAAUGCCAGGAGCUUUUCAACGAUGAAAUGUCAAAAGACCUGGAAACCAAACUAAUCUUUGAAAGCCUAUUUAAAGAAGAAUUGGAGGACUGAUCAAAAAAAUUCUUGAAAUGUCUGAUAUCUGAAAAUAUGUUCGAUCGUCAGAAUAUAUAGUGUAAAAUUAAAUAAGAAUGUGAUUUUCAUAUUAAAAUAAGUUUUUACCAUUUAAGAGAUGCAUACCCUUUUGCGUAACUUCCUUUCCCUGGAUUUAUGUUUCCUAGGUCUGAGAAGAAUCUUUUGCAAUCUUAUGUUAUUGUUACAAAAAAUCCUACUCAGUUAAAAAAAUUUCGGUUUAUAAUUUCAACAAUUAAAGAAAUAAACACACAUCAUAAAAGGA